AGAUAAUGAAAUGCCUACGUGAUGAAACAAAGUGAAGGAAAUGACAUAGGCAGUUGAUGUAGCCUCAGGCUACCAUCGAUCUCCUGACUGUACAUCAGAAGGAAGAUCAUCUGCUUCUGAACUACCUCUGACUAUGGGUAACCGAAACCAUGGAAAGCGAAACUGUGGAGAAGCAGGCUGUCUUCUAGCACAACAGAUAACAUCUAAGGAAUGACCAGGUCAGGCCAUCAUGUGCAUGUUCCAGACCACUGUCCCUGAACACCUUGAUGCCAAGACCUUCUGGCUGUAGGGAAUAAGUGACUUAUGACAGACACCUGGAUCCUGUCUUUGUUUUGACCAGUUCCGGGAUGCCUGAGAAGACACGUGUACCAGACCACAAGCAUCAAUAAAAACCCCAGACCCCUAGCAAAGACUUCCUGUACUCUGACUGUACCUGCUCUCUCUCUCUAUUCCUUCAAUAAACUCUGCUUUCACCUCCUGAUGGUUCAAGUUUGAUUUCCAUCCUUUGUGAAGCCAAGGGCCAUCUUGGCUGGUCCUGUGUGACUCCCUCUGGGUCCUUCAACCCAGCCUGCCUGCAUCAUCUUGGCGACCACAAAGGGACCCUCAGAAGAACAGCAGUAUCGUCAGAUUGAGUCUGCAAAGCACAAUUUGGCUUUCAGGAACCGUACCUCUUUGGGGAAGCGGCAGCUGAGGGGACGCCGGCGCUCUCCAUGGCCAACGAAAAGCCCAAGCAAGAAGUCACGACUAAGAACAAUGAUCAUAUUAAUUUGAAGGUGGCAGGGCAGGAUGGUUCUAUGGUGUACUUUAAGAUUAAGAGGCAUACGCUACUCAGUAAACUGAUGAAAGCCUACUGUGAACGGCAGGGUUUGCCAAUGAGGCAGGUCAGGUUCCGAUUCGAUGGGCACCCGAUCAAGGAAACGGACACACCUGCACAGCUGGAAAUGGAGGACGAAGACACAAUUGAUGUGUUCCAGCAGCAGACAGGAGGUGGCUACUAAACGGGGAUCCUGCCACUUUACUCUAGAACUCGGUUCCUCCAGACCAAGAUAGGCUCAAUUAGAAAACCACAAUUCGGUUCUACCACAUCAUGACUACUACAGUACAGCUUUCUCUGUUCCU
Neofelis nebulosa (Clouded leopard) is the source of this 1119-nucleotide messenger RNA. RefSeq names its product small ubiquitin-related modifier 2-like. Bases 711 to 998 code for a protein of 95 amino acids. The record is from RefSeq and is a predicted model, not a curated record. Gene Ontology annotation, molecular function: protein tag activity; ubiquitin-like protein ligase binding. Lineage: Eukaryota; Metazoa; Chordata; Mammalia; Carnivora; Felidae. Gene Ontology annotation, biological process: protein sumoylation. Gene Ontology annotation, cellular component: nucleus. The transcript is spliced from 3 exons.